CAUUUUACGACUCCUUUAAUGAGGAAAAAGAAAUCAGGAAUAUGAAAAGCGUAGAGUGAUGGAAGCUUAAUUGCUAGCGUAAAAUGAAGUGGACUUGUUAACUUUCAUGAAGACUUGAUGACAGGGUCAACGUCUUCAGAAAUGAUUAAUUAAAUGUUAUAUUAUACAAUUUCUGAGGACAAGAAACAAAGCACGAAACUACCAUUUCAGCUUAGUUGCAAGUUCUUUAUGUGCUACCAGAAGAAUAUUUGUAUUUUUUUUAUUUGGGUGAGUGUAACCAACCAAUAAUUAUUAAAAGAUUCUAUUUCCAGGUAAACCACGUUUCAAAAAUAAAAGCCCUGCUAAUCAGCUGAUUUUCUUGCUUAUGAUUCAAACAAAUAGCAUAUACCAUUUCAAGCAUCUGGUAGAAAGUUGGGGGUCCUGUUUCUGUAUUGUUAUUUUUCAACUCAGGGAAUUCGACCUUGAAAAUGUUUGCAAAUAGAUUUCUGGAUGAAGGUCCUUCUUACCAGGACCAAUUCUCAGAAGAUGAGAAUGAGGACGUGGUUCGUGCUAUUGAACUAUCUCUUCAAGAAUCAAAUGGAAAAGAAAUAUAUACAGGUGAUAUGGAGUUUCCCCAGAAUGAUGAAGUAGAAGAACUUGCACAAGCGCUGGAAGAAAGCACGUUAUCUUCCACAGAUUUGAGCACCAGCACCGAAGGCAGCGAACUGAAAUGGUGGAAAAUUUUCAAGGAGUUUAAUCCAUCUGUCCACACAUCAAAGGGCCGUUCUUGGUGGAGAAAGAGUAGCAAGCAGCGGAAUACCCCUAUUUGUGAUGUUUGUGAGGAACAAAUUUGCUCGGCGUGGUUUAGGUGUUCCUACUGGGGCCAGACUGUCUGUAAAAAACAUAUAUCUGAUGGAUCUCCUUAUUGCUGUGCCUGUUCUAGAUUUAAGAUAGGAGACAUCAAGUAUAUCACUCUGAGUGAUGGUCGAAAACUUUGCCCUGAUUGUCGUUAUACAGCAGUUAUGGAUCCUGAAGAUUGUAAGCCCCUUCUCGAUGAAGUGCACAGAUUUUUCAAGGGAUUAAACAUGAAAAUCAGAUAUUACAUUCCAAUUCUGUUAGUUGAUGAACAAGAGUUAAUCAGAAUCCAUAAAAAGGUCGUACUUGGCUCGACGAUUUAUGAGAAAUUUGAACUGGAUGCCGUAACUUAUGUGUCAAGGUCAAUACAAAGGGGUGAAAAUAUUGAAGUGGUGAAAGAAGUAGAACAACUGCCUCCAGGACGCAAAGUGAGAGCAGUGCUGCUUUUAUAUGGCUUUCCAAAGUUGGCCAUAGGAUCAACUUUGGCUCAUGAAUUGAUGCAUGCUUGGAUGCGCGUUAAAGGCUAUAGAAGACUGUCCCUAAAUAUAGCAGAAGGUCUUUCCCAGGUUAUGGCUCACAAGUGGCUAGAAUGGCAAUCUUUCACUGGUGAUGACUACAUGAAGAGUACAAGUGAAAAAGCUCAGUUCUUGAGAAAUCUGAAAGAGUUUAUGAAAGAUGGAAUAGAAAAAAGAUAUUCCGAGGCCUACGGUCAUGGAUUUAGAGAAGCGAAAUGGGCAGUUGAACGUUAUGGUUUAAGAUACACACUCGAGCAUAUUGCUCGUACAGGCAAGUUACCUGAAUGACUUACUUUUCAGGUGACAUUGUCAAUUUUUGUGUUAAUUCAUUCAUCAUGGGAGGAAACUGAUAGUUCUUGGACAAACAUUGCUGUAAAAAACUUGUAAAAGAAUUUAUGUACCUUUGUGACUCCAAAUUGAGGCCCUGCAACUACAUAGGCAAUACAAAUUGGAGUGAAUAUGACCAACCAAAUUUCCUUGAGGUCAGAUGAUAAAUUUGUCUUCUUUUUUAGUUCUA
This is a messenger RNA of Lycium ferocissimum, 1866 nucleotides long. RefSeq names its product protein DA1-like. Lineage: Eukaryota; Viridiplantae; Streptophyta; Magnoliopsida; Solanales; Solanaceae. The transcript has 12 exons. Gene Ontology annotation, molecular function: ubiquitin binding. The record is from RefSeq and is a predicted model, not a curated record. Bases 468 to 1637 code for a protein of 389 amino acids.